AUGGCCACAAAUUCUUUCCACCACUUCAGUCAUGGUCAUCACGACCUCGUCCUAGCGGUAGACUACAAUUUCUAUGGUACCCGUAUGGUGACUGCGUCAUCCGACCACCGAUUGAAGGUCUGGGACAGGAAAGACGAGGGGUGGACAGUGACCGAUGUCUGGAAGGCUCACGACGCCGAGGUUACCGACGUCAAGUGGAAUGGCCCUUUUGUGGGCGAGAUUUUAGCGAGUAUCGGAGAAGAUGGUCUUAUACGAAUAUGGCAGGAGGAUGUGCUUGAAGCACCCAUGUCUGGCCGCCGCUUCAAACGUAUCUACCAACAGCCCUCGUCGACACGAGUGCCGUACAUGUCUCUGGACUUCAAGAAUAUCGGCACCGAAACAUACCUAGCUGUCAUUUCUCGUGAUGGACAACUAACGGUAUGCGAGCCGGUAGACCAUGACAACCUCUCUGAAUGGCAGAUUCUGUGGCAAGACCAUCUAUGCAAGACUCCGCAAAGGACUGAAGAGACAGGGUUUCGAUUGAGUUGGCAUCAUGAAAAGUUGCCCGCCUGGCCUGCUAUAAUGGCUGGACUUGAUCGCAAGAGUCUGUCAUUGGCAGUUUCGGUUAUGGACACCGUCAAGAUAUACCGCACUGACAAAGAUCGCAAGUUCUACACAGCAGCUGAGCUCAAAGGCUCAGAUUCUUUGAUACGAGAUAUCGCUUGGGCCAAUGGUUCUAUGCGCGGCUUUGACGUGAUCGCGACUGCCAGCAAGGACGGAUAUGUUCGUGUAUAUGAACUACACACUCCAGGUUCUUCCGAAACCUCAGCAACGAAAUCGAAAAACUCCGCAGAGCAACCACCAGGCCUCAAAUCACCGACAUACAACAAACCAAAUCAAUCUGGAAUUGGCGCUGGACUUGCUGGUGGACCACGCAGUGGCAGGAACGAGGAACAAGAUCGCCCAGGUAGAGUAAACCAGGAAGCAAAGCUGGUGGCUGAGCUCUCUGCGCACAGUGGUGCAGCCUGGCGGGUCAGCUUCUCGCAGAUGGGUAAGCACAAUAAAGUCCAAGCUAUUAGACGCGCAAAAAGAUAUAAGCUAAUGGCAACAGGCGAUCUACUAGUGUCCACAGGAGAUGAUGGUCUUGUUCAAGUCUGGAAGAAAGCCAACAACGACAAAUGGAUGCAGUACGCUGAAGUCGAUGCAAUCGGGAGCAAUUGA
Messenger RNA from Aureobasidium subglaciale EXF-2481, 1200 nucleotides. RefSeq lists its product as uncharacterized. Bases 1 to 1200 code for a protein of 399 amino acids. Lineage: Eukaryota; Fungi; Ascomycota; Dothideomycetes; Dothideales; Saccotheciaceae. The record is from RefSeq and is a predicted model, not a curated record. Gene Ontology annotation, cellular component: nuclear pore outer ring; Seh1-associated complex. Gene Ontology annotation, molecular function: protein binding; structural molecule activity. The transcript has 2 exons. Gene Ontology annotation, biological process: positive regulation of TORC1 signaling; cellular response to amino acid starvation.